CUGUCACUCCAGCAAUCAUGGCUGCCCCUAGCAGAAAGCAAGUUUUGAGGUUUCUCUCCCAAUUCGGUGCGUUUAUUCUAACCCGAUUUGGGUUUUGGAACUGCUUCAGCAUGUUAAUGCUUUUUGCAGAGCGCGCUGAUGCUAAACGGAAGCCUGACAUACAGGUGCCCUACUUGUAUAUCGACAUGGGAGCAGCAGUGCUUUGUGCCAGUUUCAUGUCAUUUGGGGUGAAGAGGAGGUGGUUUGCUCUGGCAGCUGCCAUGCAGCUGGCCAUUAGCACCUAUGUCUCCUAUAUAGGUGAACAAGUGCACUACACUGACUGGCUAAAGGUACGGAUGUAUUCCAGAGUUCUGGCCAUUAUUGGAGGUUUUUUGAUUAUGGCCAGUGGUGCAGGUGAAGUUUACAGACAGAAACCUCGUACCAGAUCCUUGCAAUCUACUGGACAAGUUUUCCUCGGUGUCUACCUGAUCUGUGUGGUGUACUCGCUGCAACACAGUAAAGAGGACAGAAUGGCCUAUCUGAACCACAUUCCUGGUGGCGAGAUCACUCUGAUGCUUCUGGUGGUGAUGUAUGGGGUGCUAGCCCUGGCCUUCCUCUCUGGCUGCUACAUCCGCCUGGCUGCCCAGGUCCUGGCCGUAGUCCUGCCCCUGGUCCUCCUUUUCAUCGAUGGGAACUUGGGCUACUGGCACAACAACUGCCGGGUGGAGUUCUGGAACCAAUUGAAACUGAUUGGGCAUAACGUGGGCAUAUUUGGGGCUGUGCUGAUCCUGGCCACAGAUGGCUGAACACACACACACAGGACUUUUUGUCAGCUGCCCCAAAUACAAAUACUACUUGUAUUUGGAAUGAGAUUUGAGGACAAUUCGACAUGGUCUACGAUGGCCCCUCAGGAAGGAUGCACACAUCCAGUGGGUCAUGUCUGGAUGCUGGUACCUGAAUGCUGUCUCGGUCGUCUUUGUCCUUAACAAACUCUUAUUUUGCUUCCGCAGAUAAAUGCGCUCCAUUUGAGGUUUUAAUAACUUCUAGGAUUAUGUUUACAUUUCUUUCUUUUCUUUCUAUUUAACGUUUUGCUCUGAAACUUGACUCUUAACUAAGAUGUAACACUAGUAGAUUGUCGCAAAGUAUUUGGUAAGAACAUGUUAAGGUUUUAUCAUUGAAUGGUCAUUGAAUACCUAUUACAAUAUAUUGUCAGAGUAACUUGAAAUUUGCCAUCUGUACCACUGAAUAAUAAUCCAGAAAUAGGAUUAUUUCAGACCCAAUAUUUCAAAUGUACGGUAAUUUUGUAUACUUUUGUUUCACUUUUGUUUCAUGCAAGGCAUUCCUAUACAUGUAGGUUGUCAUUUAACGUAAUAAUAAAAAAAACAUUUUGUA
Molecule: messenger RNA, 1371 nt
Organism: Osmerus eperlanus (European smelt)
Lineage: Eukaryota; Metazoa; Chordata; Actinopteri; Osmeriformes; Osmeridae
Gene: tmem101
Product: transmembrane protein 101
Exons: 4
Coding region: 18-785 (255 amino acids)
Biological process (GO): positive regulation of canonical NF-kappaB signal transduction
Source: RefSeq, a predicted model, not a curated record